AUGGGCGAGUACUCGAAAGCACUUUCAUAUUACGAAAAAGCACUUGAUAUCGACAAGAAAGUUCUUCCUCCGAAUCAUCCCGAUUUGGCUACUGAUUUCAACAACAUCGGUAAUGUGUAUAAUAACAUGGGCGAGUACUCGAAAGCACUUUCAUCGUACGAACGAUCACUUGAAAUCCGAAAAAUAGCUCUUCCUCCGAAUCAUCCCGACUUCGCUCAAUCCUACAACAACAUUGGCUGCAUGUAUAGAGACAUGGGCGAGUACCCGAAAGCACUUACAUAUUAUGAAAAAGCGCAUGAAAUCGAUCGAAAAACUCUGCCACCAAACCAUCCACAUAUUGCACAGUCGAAAAGAAGCAUUGAAAAUGUAAAAAAGAAAAUGUAA
Rotaria sordida is the source of this 384-nucleotide messenger RNA. The record is from the annotation of a GenBank genome assembly. NCBI's taxonomy places the organism in Eukaryota, Metazoa, Rotifera, Eurotatoria, Philodinida, Philodinidae.